AUGGAGGACGCGACCAACGCGCACCUCUACGCCCACGCUCACCUCCACCGAAGCAAGCGCCCCUCUCCGGCCGCCUUCAAGGAGGAGGACGGCGACUGCGACGCGCUCCACAAGGGGGCGCGGUACCGCGGCGUGCGGCGCCGGCCGUGGGGCCGUUUCGCGGCGGAGAUCCGCGACCCCGCGUCCAGGGAGCGGCGGUGGCUCGGCACCUUCGACACCGCCGAGCAGGCGGCUUGCGCCUACGACGUUGCCGCGCGCGCUAUGCGCGGCAGCAAGGCGCGGACAAACUUCCCCGUGCACGCCGCCGCGGGGUUCUGGCCGUGGGGCGCGCCGCCGCAGCCGGCGCACACGCUCAACCCCUUCCUCCUGCACAACCUCAUCAUGAGCUCCUCCCACCACGGCUUCCGCCUCCUCCACCAAGCGGGCCACGGCCACGUCGUCAACUCCUCCGCGCCCUCCAAGCCGCCGGCGCCGGUCGCCGCGGCCAUACCAGCGCCGUCCCCUGUCGCCCCGCCUCCCAGUGAUCUGGACGACGAGGACGUCGACGACUGGGCCGGCCUCAUGCGGGGCGAGCCCGCGGACGCCGGGCUGCUGCAGGACGCGCUGCACGGCUUCUACCCUGCUGGCACUCGCCCGCGCGGCGGCGCCAGCCGCAGCCUUUCCGCUUCCGGCGCCGACGCCAGGGCGGCCGCCGCAGAUGUGCCGGUAAAGCAGGAGAGGUACGACGCGUUCGUCGACAUCGACGGCGAGGAGGGCGGCGAGUACCCGAUGAUGCCGCAGGGUCUGCUCGGCGACGUGAUCCAGUACCCGGCGUUCAUGGAGGUCGUGGCCGCGCCGUCCGCCCCCACGCGCCGCGGCCGCUGGGGCUGA
Molecule: messenger RNA, 870 nt
Organism: Setaria italica (foxtail millet)
Lineage: Eukaryota; Viridiplantae; Streptophyta; Magnoliopsida; Poales; Poaceae
Product: ethylene-responsive transcription factor ESR2
Exons: 1
Coding region: 1-870 (289 amino acids)
Biological process (GO): regulation of DNA-templated transcription
Molecular function (GO): DNA binding; DNA-binding transcription factor activity
Source: RefSeq, a predicted model, not a curated record